This is a messenger RNA of Racocetra persica, 295 nucleotides long. The record is from the annotation of a GenBank genome assembly. NCBI's taxonomy places the organism in Eukaryota, Fungi, Glomeromycota, Glomeromycetes, Diversisporales, Gigasporaceae.
CAAAAGUCCAAGAGAAAGUCCAAGAAAUUCCAAGCAAAAAUCCAAGAGGUCAAAAAAUCCAAGUCCAAGAGAAAGUCCAAGAAAAUCCAAACGAAAGUCCAAGUGAAAGUCCAAACGAAAAUCCAAGAGAAACAACGAAAGACGACGGCUCCAGUGAUGACAGUUCCAAGAACUAUGACUCCGGUAAAGCUAAAUUAUAUCUAGAAAGCAAAAAAAAGAAUAUCUUGAAGAUCUACUGUAGAUCUAAAGAGUCAAUUCAACAGGGGGAAACGUCAAAAGUUACACAAACCAACAU